Molecule: messenger RNA, 2421 nt
Organism: Laetiporus sulphureus 93-53
Lineage: Eukaryota; Fungi; Basidiomycota; Agaricomycetes; Polyporales; Laetiporaceae
Product: sphingomyelin phosphodiesterase
Exons: 21
Coding region: 373-2421 (682 amino acids)
Biological process (GO): sphingomyelin catabolic process
Molecular function (GO): sphingomyelin phosphodiesterase activity
Source: RefSeq, a predicted model, not a curated record
GACUGUGCACGAGGACGCGACCAGGCGUUUCGUCCCUAAUAUUAGACUCGGUCGUUGAUCGAUAUUCUGGACCGAAUGUCCAAUUCCAAGCACAAGGGCCAGAGCCCCUCGCGCUUAUCCACAUGCCCGAAUUCAUGUCACAAUAUGCGCUCGUCCGUGAGAGCGGCCUGUCAAGCUGGGCGAAGUCAGUUACGCGACGCACGUUGGCCGUUAUCCGCACAAGAUGGACGGACGAUCUUUUCCUUGCCUCCGAGGAUAUUUAAAGGUGCUUCUUGGCUCUUGAAUCAUCCCAGAGACCUUCCAGCUUGGAGAUAGUUGUCAAGGGCCCUCCUUGUGCAGUCGUUUCUUGACGCUUGUCCUGGGUCGGCCACAAUGACGCGCAGGGAAUACCGCACGGCUGCCAUUGCCCUUUGGGUUUCCAGUGUCGCUGCACAGGGCAACCUGUUGGGUCCGGCCGCGUACACUGUCCCUGGGCCAUUCCCGACAUCUGUGUACCAAUCGUACUACAACGACCCCACCGCAACGUCCGCGGAACCGCAACCCGUCAUAUCGGAUCCUGUGACGCAUGAGACUUAUCCGUACUGGUUAACGAAUCCGGAGACGAUCCCUCAGCUAGACACCGGGGAAACGCAUCCUCUUCCACCGGCAGCAUCCUCGUCGCAGCUGCUCGAUCUCGCCGUCCAGCAGAUCGUCUCCAUCGCGAACAACCCUGCUUUUGGCGACGAUACAUGCACACAGUGCCAAGCUUCGCUCGAAGUCGCCAAGUUCCUCGCCCUCGCUGCUCCCGAGGAGGGUCCCAAUCUCGCUGUGCGGCUGUGUGAGUACUUCGACUACGCGGACGACUGCGAGAAGGAUUACGGAAUCUACACGCUCGGAUCGCCCAUCACGCAGGUUGUGGCGUAUGCGGACGUGGGUGGGUAUGAUGGCCAGAUGAUCUGCUACAACUUUUUGGGAUUGUGUCCAAGUGCUGGGACGAGCCCGUUGAACCUGACUGGCUGGUUUGCCAAACCGAAGCCGGAUCCGCUCCCGCCUGCCACGCAACCCACUGGCGAGCGGCUCAAGAUCCUGCACAUGUCCGACCUGCACAUUGACCCUCGUUACACGAUUGGCGCCGAAGCGAAUUGUACAGCGUAUUUGUGCUGUCGUCCGUCGAGCUACAACGAGUACAGUCCCAAUGUGACGACCCAGCCUGCUCCACGAUAUGGUGCCUACUAUUGUGAUGCACCAUAUAACUUGAUUCUGGCUGCUCUUCAAGCUGUUCCUGUACUGACCGGAACACAGGAGAAUGGAUUCAAUUUUACGAUCUACACUGGCGACCUGGUCUCGCAUGAUGAUGAACACGAGCUGUCAAAGGAAUACACUGUGUACACUGAGACGGUCCUGUACGAUCUCUUGAAACGGCAGAUCAACUCUGGCCCCGUCUAUGCUGUUCUGGGUAAUCAUGAUACGUAUAAUGAAGCGCAGAAUUCCCCUUACAACAUCGGGGAAGAACUGGAAGGCCAAUUCAACUGGGAUUAUGAUCACCUUGCCGCUUUGUGGGAGCUGGAAGGGUGGAUCUCGGAGACGACCACACAACAAGCCCGCACACAUUACUCGGCUUAUUCAGUACAGCGUAGUGAUGGGCUUAGGAUUAUCACUCUCAACACCGAUAUGUGUGAAAGGGCGAACUACUAUAACUACAUCAAUCUUGCGUCGUCCGACAACUCUGGCAUGCUCAGGUUCUUGACCGAUGAGCUGCAGGAUGCUGAAGAUGCUGGUGAUCGAGUUUGGAUUCUAGGCCAUGUCUUGAGCGGCUGGAGUGGUAGCAAUCCUUUGGAAAACCCGACUAACCUAUUCUAUCAGAUUGUCGACCGGUUCUCUCCUCAUGUCAUCGCCGGAUUGUUCUUCGGCCACACUCAUGAGGAUCAGCUCAGUAUUUUUUACGCAAAUAAUGGAACCGUAAUGAGCGCCGAAACUGCUCUCGCAACUGAAUGGAUCUGCCCAUCGGUAACCCCGCUCACCAAUCUAAACUCUGGAUUCCGCGUGUACGAGGUCGAUUCCGGGACAUUCGACGUCCUUGAUGCGUACACCUGGUACGCUGAUGUCAACUCGUUCUCCGAGCUUGACGAUCAGGUCGAAAACGGUCCGACGUACAAUUUUGAGUAUAGUACGCGCGAAGCAUAUGGCGGUAGCAUUACCGAGUGGGGACCCAAUGAUCCUUUGAACGCGACGUGGUGGCACCUGGUCACUGAAGCCAAGGGUGUCAAUCUUCUGAUGUGUUCUGCUCUCUUCCAGCUCUUCAACACCUAUCAGGGCAAGAGUUCCGUCCGCUCUCCCUCGUGCACCGGCGAGUGUGCUUCAGCCAAGGUCUGUUACAUGCGAAGUGGCAGUGCUAGUAUCGCCAUUCAAAACUGCCCGUCUGGCUAUGAUUCUGUUCAAUGA